Messenger RNA from Solanum tuberosum (potato), 520 nucleotides. RefSeq names its product U11/U12 small nuclear ribonucleoprotein 25 kDa protein-like. Bases 158 to 520 code for a protein of 120 amino acids. NCBI's taxonomy places the organism in Eukaryota, Viridiplantae, Streptophyta, Magnoliopsida, Solanales, Solanaceae. The record is from RefSeq and is a predicted model, not a curated record. Gene Ontology annotation, biological process: mRNA splicing, via spliceosome. The transcript is spliced from 3 exons.
AUCUAAUUCUUUAACAAUAAACCAAAGCAAACCCCUUUGAAAUAGAAUGGGAAAGGGACCAAAAAUGGUGUUAAUGAAUCAAUGUACAAGUCAGAAAUAAGAAGAAGAUUAAUUGAAGGUUUGCAUACUAAUAUUAGUCGUGCAGACCUCAGACAUAAUGGAGGACGAAGAUGUUAGCCCGAAUGCUUCAUUACAAAGGAAUGGAUCAUUUAUUUGUGUAGCAGCACCAUUCUUGUAUGAUAAGUUACCUGAGGAACCCCUUAAGCUUUCCAUCCUCAAAUUGGAUGGCUCUUCUUUCGAUAUUGAAGUGCCUAGAAAUGGUAACGUGGAAGAUCUCAAACGGGCCGUGGUAGAGGCCUUCAGCCAUUGCAAGAUUUCAUGGUUACAUGUAUGGGGGCAUUUUUGUCUGAGCUAUGGCGGACAGAAGCUACUUUCAGAUGAUGAUUUAAUAGGAACCUACGGGAUCAAGGAUGGCGAUGAGGUUUAUUCUCUUCCAUUGGAUGUUUUCAUAAAAAAAUAA